AUGGUCAAGGCCUUUAACAAGAAGAAGUCGAAGCGUGGAACCGCCCGUCAAAAGUUCAAGAUCGAAAAGAACGUCCGCGAGCACGCCAGGAAGCAGAGGAAGCUCGCCAAGAAUGACCCUACAUGGCGCUCAAAAUUGAAGAAGGAUCCGGGAAUUCCCAACUUGUUCCCCUAUAAGGAGAAGUUGCUUUCGGAGAUUGAGGAAAAGAAGAGGAGAUUUGCUGAGGAGAAGUUGCGCAAGAAGAUGGAGAACCAGGCAGCUGGUAAUGCACCAGAGGAGGAGGACGACGAGAAUGAUGUGGAGGACGAAGACGAGAUGUACGACGAUGAGGAUCUGGAUGAGUCUGGCGAGACUGGUGCUUUGGCUGCGUUGGAGGAGUACGACGACGAUGAGGACAUGAUGGACGAAGAUGAGGAGAUGGAGGAAGAGUCUGAGGGAGAGUACGAGGAACAGGUUGAUGCUGUCGCAGACCGUCAGGGCAUCACCACCAAAGAGACCUCAAGAAAAGCAUAUGACAAGCAGUUCAAGAGCGUCGUGGAGAGGGCAGAUGUCAUCCUAUACGUUUUGGACUCGCGUGAUCCCGAAGGUACCAGAUCUCGUGCUGUGGAGAAGCAGGUCGCCGCCGCCGAGGGUGGUAACAAGCAGCUCUAUUUCGUCCUCAACAAGAUCGACCUCGUGCCACCGCACGUCCUCGAGGGCUGGGUCAAGCACCUUAGCAGAUCAUACCCCGCCGUUCCCUUCCGUUCCUCAAAUUCCUCGCCUGCUGGAAACCCUUUCAACCACAACGGCAAGACCCUCAGGUCGACCACGAACGACCUUAUCACCACCUUGAAGGCCGAUGCUGACAAGCGCGGUAUCAAGCGUUCGCUUGCUAUCGGUGUUAUCGGUUACCCUAACGUUGGAAAAUCGUCUAUCAUCAACGCUCUCGUUUCUCGUGGUGGAUUGCAGAAGAAGGCACCUGCACCAACUGGUGGCGAGGCUGGUUUGACCAAGAGCAUCCGUGAGGUCAAGCUCGAUGGAUCCAUCAAGCUUAUCGACAUGCCUGGUAUCGUCUUCCCUGGAUCUUCCAAGAAGCUCUCCAAGGAAGAGGAACAAGCACGUCUCGUCCUCCUCAACGCCAUUCCUCCUUCCCAGAUUACCGACCCUAUCCCUGCGGCUACCCUCAUCCUUCAGAAGCUUACCGGUUCAGAGGAGCUCAUGGACCGUCUCUUGAAGCACUACGAUUUGCCCCCUCUCGUUACCGGUACUGGCCGUGUCGCUGACGAGGCUACCGACUUCUUAGUUCAGGUAGCACGUAAGCGCGGAAGGAUCGGACGUGGUGGUAUCCCCAACAUCAACGCCGCUGCUACUUUGGUUGUUAACGACUGGUGCUCUGGUCGUGUUAUGUGGUACAAUGAGCCUCCUCAUGUUGAGGCUGUUGUUGCGCAGGCUGCUGGACAGGCCCCUCAGGCCGCUGAGAACGGUGAUGUUAAGACUGUCGUUACGGAGUUUGCGAAGGAGUUCGAUAUCGAUGCUCUUACGGGCGGUGCUAUGGAGGAGUAGGUUCAAGCUUGGGGAGACAUUUUUGGCAUAGGUAGUGUUUAGGUUUUUGGUUAGGUCGUCAAAUGUUAUCCAUUAGAGUUACAAUGUCUGCAAGUGUGCUCAC
This is a messenger RNA of Saitoella complicata NRRL Y-17804, 1645 nucleotides long. RefSeq lists its product as uncharacterized. NCBI's taxonomy places the organism in Eukaryota, Fungi, Ascomycota, Saitoellomycetes, Saitoellales, Saitoellaceae. Gene Ontology annotation, cellular component: nucleolus. The record is from RefSeq and is a predicted model, not a curated record. Bases 1 to 1542 code for a protein of 513 amino acids. The transcript has 2 exons. Gene Ontology annotation, molecular function: GTP binding.